AUUUUUAUUGAUUUCAGAGAAGGGAGAGGGAGAGAGAUAGAAACAUCAAUGAUGAAAAGAAUCAUUGAUCGGCUGCCUCCUGCAUGCCCCACCCUGGGGAUCGAGCCCACCACCCGGGCAUGUGCCCUGACCGGAAGCGGAACUGUGACCUCCUGGUUCAUAGGACGACGCUCAACCACUGAGCCAUGCCAGUCGGGCUGCUUCAGUUUUUAAAUUUAAAUUUCAGUUCGUGAAAAUUAAAUACAGUUAUUGGGUCAAAAUGGUGAGCCAGCAUCAAGCCGGUGGCUGGAGGGGCCUGGAAAAUGGUAUUACAGUGCUGCAGAUCCCACAAACCGAGGUUAAUGCGAGAGAUACGCUACAUGUGUAUGAGGAUGUGAAAGAAGCCUCAGGCAGGCUUCCUGCUAACGUGUGUGACGACAGGGUGUUUCGUGUUAAGCGAGCACUGGGCCUGCCCACAGAUCUGCCUAAAGAGCAGUGGACAGGACGUGAGGAGGGUGCACCGUACCUGAAAGAGGUUGUUCAGGAAAGGAGAGAAAGAGGAGAAUGGGCGAGGCAGCAAUCAUGCAGUCGAAAUCUGUGGGCGCAUCUGUCGUCAGAAUGUUAAUUUUGUUGGUUAAACCUGAAAUGUACAAUUUAGAACCAUCUGGGUUUCCACUAUAUUACUUUAAAUAAAUGUCUAUUAUAACAAAACAAAAAAAGAAAGUUAAAUGCAGUUAAAAAUCUAGCUCAAUUGGCCCUGGGCGGUGGCUAGGCUGGUUGGAGCAUCUUCCCGUACACCCAAAGGUUGUGGGUUCGAUUCCCGCCAGGGCACAUGCCUAGGCACGCACAUACAAGUUUCUCAAUCCCCAACCAUAAAAUAAUGUGUAUAGUUAUUUUUAAAGGAUUCUUUUUUAAAAAAAAAAAAAAUGUGUUUUUAAAAUUGAUUUUAGCGUGAGAGGAGAGGAGAGGGAGAGGGAGAGAGAAACAUCGAUGGGCUGCCUCCUGCACUCCUCCUGUCAGGAAUCAAGCCCACAACCCGGGCAUGUGCUCUGACCGGGAAUCGAACCAGCGACCUCUCAGUGCACAGGAUGACACUCAAUCAGCUGAGCCACACCGGCCAGGGCAAGAUAAUGUACAUUAUACGACAUAUAAAUGUGUGCAUACUUGUAUACAUAUUGUAUAUAUAAUAUACAUUAUUUUAUAGGAAAUGCUGAGAGCACGGCAGGGGAGAGGCACUGAGAACAGACACGUAUAUGUUUAUAAAAUGUAUUUUUAAAAUUCUGAGUUCACUCAGAAAUUUGAAAGAAAUUGCUGUAAAGCACUUAGCCCAGGGCCUGGCACAUAAGAAGUGUUAAAACAUCAGCUGGGCCCGGCUGGCGCGGCUCAGGGGUUGAGCAUCGACCUAUGAACCAGGAGGUCACUGUUCGAUUCCCAGUCAGGGCACAUGCCCGGGUUCCAGGCUCGAUCCCCAGUGGCGGGGGUGUGUAGGAGGCAGCUGAUCAAUGGUUCUCUCUCAUCAUUGACGUUUCUUUCUCUCUCUCCCUCUCCCUUCCUCUCUGAAAUCAAUAGAAACGCAUUUUUAAAGCAUCCGCCGCUGUUUUUUGUUAUUCUCAUCUUCCCAUUCUGAGACCUGCCGCUGUUUCCGUCUCGGUGAACUAUGUGUUGAUGUAAUAAACACUCCUAGUGCCCUAACCGGUUUGGCUUAGUGGAUAGAGCAUCGGCCUGCGGACUCAGGGGUCCCAGGUUAGAUUCCGGUCAGGGGCAGGUACCUUGGUUGCGGGCACAUCCCCAGUAGGGGCUGUGCAGGAGGCAGCUGAUCGAUGUUUCUCAUCGAUGUUUCUGGCUCUCUAUCCCUCUCCCUUCCUCUCUGUAAAAAAUCAAUAAAAUAUAUUUAAAAAAUAAAAAAAUAAAAAUAAAUAAACACUCCUAGUCCGCACACGGCAGCUGUCCAAGGACUGAGGGCUUUUAUUGUCACUGUGGGCAGCGGCAUGAAUGCUCAGCCCAGUGUGUGGCUGAGAGAGAACGUCCAUUUUUCUUUCUGUUCUUGUCAUUGGUUAUUGCUAUUUGUCACUCUGAGCCCAGGGCCCUCCAUGGUGACAGUUGCUGUAACACCUCCCCCCCCUUCCCACCCCUCUG
Molecule: messenger RNA, 2115 nt
Organism: Myotis daubentonii (Daubenton's bat)
Lineage: Eukaryota; Metazoa; Chordata; Mammalia; Chiroptera; Vespertilionidae
Product: cytochrome b-c1 complex subunit 7-like
Exons: 1
Coding region: 260-604 (114 amino acids)
Source: RefSeq, a predicted model, not a curated record